AAGAGCUUUGGUAGCUCAGAAUGGCUAGAACCAAGUUCGUAGCCCUUAGCCUCAUCGUCCUCCUUAGCAUUGGACUGGCCAAUGCUGCAAGGGUAGCGAGAUAUGUGAGCGCUGGGGGAGGAGGUGGUGGAGGGGGAGGCGGUGGCGGUGGACAAGAUGGUGGAUCAGGAUAUGGUUCCGGUUCCGGGUAUGGUCAUGCUGGUGGGUAUGGGUCUAAUGGUGGGGCAUAUGCAGAGGGAGGCGGCCAAGGUGGAGGUGGCGGUGGAGGACAAUAUGGGGGUUCUGGGUCUGGUUCCGGUUCGGGUUCUGGGUACGGUCAAGCUGGCGGGUAUGGGUCCAAUGGUGGCACAUAUGCUCAGGGAGGUGGUCAGGGUGGAGGUGGUGGCGGAGAACAAUACGGGGGUUCUAGCUCAGGUUCUGGAUCUGGCUCUGGGUACGGUCAGGCUGGCGAGUAUGGGCCAUAUGGCGGCGGGUAUGCUCAGGGAGGUGGCCAAGGUGGAGGUGGUGGUGGUGGACAAAAUGGUGGAUCGGGACAAGGUUCUGGAUCUGGCUCUGGGUAUGGUCAGGCUCGCGGAUAUGGCUCUUAUGGCGGUGGAUACACUCAAGCGGGUGGUCAAGGUGGUGGUGGCGGAGGUGGACAAAUUGGUUCAAGCGGCCGUGGAUAUGGAAGUGGCUCAGGAAGCGGGUCUGGGAGUGCUGGCAGUGGUGAUUGGCACCCAUAAGACAUCUAAAAAGAACUGCAUAUAUCUGAUGCCAACAUAUAUAUACUACUGCACGAUUAGUAAUAAUAUGGUUGUUUACGUAAUUUUGUGUUGUGAACUUAUGAUUUUGUGUAAUGUACUUGAGUAGUAAGGAAUAAAAGGCCUUGUCAUGGCUGCUGUAAUAAAAUUAGUGGUAUUCCAUAUACUAAUGGUCAUGUAUACUUGUGCGUUUCAACUGAACAGCUGUUUGCUGUCUAUAUAUAGCUUGUCUUUGAGUGAUAUAAUGGAGUGUAAUGUAUA
Molecule: messenger RNA, 1001 nt
Organism: Setaria italica (foxtail millet)
Lineage: Eukaryota; Viridiplantae; Streptophyta; Magnoliopsida; Poales; Poaceae
Product: putative glycine-rich cell wall structural protein 1
Exons: 1
Coding region: 21-722 (233 amino acids)
Source: RefSeq, a predicted model, not a curated record